AUGCUCGAAGUUAACCACCACUUGGGUGAAAGGGGACAGGGGGAGUCGGGCAAAAUGCGCAGCCCCGGGUACAGCAGUGCUGCAGGCCCAUGGCAUACCAAGAUAAGUUCAGCAACGUGGAAGGUUCCAUUCUUCGCAGCUGUUUUGCUUUCGUGGGCCUUGCCGCUGGGAGGCGUGGUUGUCUCGACUAGAGAAGGAAGGGUGCGUGGCAUCUCGAAGACAGUCCUCGGAAAAGACAUUGAUGUAUUCCUCGGAAUUCCUUACGCUGUACCUCCGACCGGAGAUCUACGUUUCCGGAAACCACAACCGCUCACCCCAUGGAAAGGAAUCUACAAUGCAACCAACGUGAAAGAUUCAUGUAUGCAGCCACGUGUUCCCCAGAUUUUUUACAUACCAACGCCACUCUCAGAAGACUGCCUAUACUUGAACGUGUGGACGCCAAAAGCGUCAAAUGAAAUUAAAGUUCCUGUCCUACUGUGGUUUUUCGGUGGGACCUUCAAGAUUGGCUCUGCUUACGAGACAAGAUACAAUGGGGCCGUAUUACCGGCACUAAAGAAUGUCGUUGUCGUCUCUUGCAAUUUUAGAUCAGGCAUGUUUGGUUUUCUCGAUGCAAACACCGAGGGAGCACCAGGAAAUGUGGCCCUUUGGGAUCAGCGUAUGGUUAUGCAAUGGGUUCAGCGAAACAUCAGAGCGUUCGGAGGGGAUCCAGAUCUCGUCACUGCGGUCGGAGAGAGUUCUGGAGCCAUGGACAUUCACCUUCAUCUCAUGUCCCCAAUUACUGGGGGCCUUUUCCAUCGCAUGUUUUCAAUGAGUGGGACGGAAACCAGUAACUCGAAUGUCGACUCGGUUUUCGAAAGCAUAAAUAGAGGGAACGCCGUUGCUGCAAUACUGGGAUGCGCCAAUGUCUUUCAAGACCUGACAACCCACCCAGAAAAGGUGUUGGAAUGUCUCCGAAGCAAGACGGCGCAGGAAAUUGUCGAUGCUACAGACAACGCCACCGCUCCAUGCACGUUAGCCUUUUUUCCCACAUUCAACACCGAGUUCAUCCCCUACUUGCCAUCAAUUGCGUCUGAAAAAGGUCUAUGUAGAACUGUAGAUGUGGUGGUUUCCGUUUUAGCAAACGAAGGCGGGUUUUUCUUCCUUAUGGAAUCCGAUAAACAACUACUUCAAGAUGACUUGAGUGACUACGAAUAUUCCGCUUUCCUCACUUGCGUUGAACAGUACCUUUCAGAAAUGGCUCAAGAAAAAAAUCGUUCCUUUAGGGUUAUCCUACUUGGCGAACAGCAGUUCUUCAAGCAAGGCGGGCCUGAGGCAAACAACGGCCGACUUCUUAGGCAAGCACAACUUUUACUGCCCAACGAAGCUUUUUAGUGAAGACCACUCUGCUCGCGGAGCUGAUGUGCACGGCAUGGUGUUUGGUCAUCGGUCUCAAAAGUCAACUGAUCCAGAAUGGGUUGACGUUACGCAUAUGGAAGAAAUACCGUACUUUUUUGGAAUCCCCUUUCUGAACACUGUUAACUAUACUGAAGAGGACCAGCAGGUCAGCGC
Messenger RNA from Dermacentor silvarum, 1548 nucleotides. RefSeq names its product cholinesterase-like. Gene Ontology annotation, molecular function: acetylcholinesterase activity. Bases 1 to 1371 code for a protein of 456 amino acids. The transcript is spliced from 2 exons. Gene Ontology annotation, biological process: acetylcholine catabolic process; choline metabolic process. Gene Ontology annotation, cellular component: plasma membrane. NCBI's taxonomy places the organism in Eukaryota, Metazoa, Arthropoda, Arachnida, Ixodida, Ixodidae. The record is from RefSeq and is a predicted model, not a curated record.